AUGACUUGUGUUGAUAAAUUAGUAUUCAUUAGUAUCAUUUUGUCGGGCUGGAUAUUUAUUGUGGUCAUUGCGCCUGUGCCUGAAUUCAACGAAACUAGUAAAAACGACACAAAUUCAAAUCAAACAAAGAGUCUUGUAUGCGUUGGUGUUUGUCCUAAUGUGGAAAUCCACGUUAUUCCAUCUUCUUGGAAAUGCUUUUCUGCAGAUAGUUGGUUACAGUUACGUGAUGGGUCCAAACAAAACAUUGGCAAAAUUCGAAGUGGUGAUACUCUUUGGGGUUUCAAUGGAACAGAUGCUGUAUUCUCCGAAAUGAUUCUAAUGCUUGAUAAGAGUGUAUAUAAAAAAGCCGUGUUCUAUACAUUAGAAACUGAAUCAAAUCACACGAUUAGUUUGACUGCUGAACACUUAAUCCCAAUUGUUUUCGAUAACAACAAGUUUACAUAUAUACCAGCCAUGAAUAUCAAGAUCAAUCGUGAUUCUUUGUGUCAGUCGAAACGAAAAUUGGCUACUUUGCACCAUUAA
Messenger RNA from Adineta ricciae, 522 nucleotides. The record is from the annotation of a GenBank genome assembly. NCBI's taxonomy places the organism in Eukaryota, Metazoa, Rotifera, Eurotatoria, Adinetida, Adinetidae.